AUGGCAGCUGAUAGUGCGAACAACCCCAACCUUCAUGAUGAACCAGUACGUCAACAGGUUAUGAUACGCCCAAGUGCUACUGCUAGCGCUACCGCUACGCAGAAUGACAACGAGUGUGGGAGACCCUUGAUGAAUGGGAUUCAGAACCCCUUGAGGGGCUCACAGGAUAUUGAUGAUGAAGUUGUGGCCGCGACGGCCGGAACUACUCCUAUGACUGGUCGUGAGGCUCCCAGUGCGGUGGGCGAUGCAGCUCCCGGCACGGGUCGAACUCAAGUGGCUUCAGCUUUUGGUGGUCUGUCUGGGGCGGAUUCCCAGCGGAAUCCUGUGGCGGAUUUGCGAGCCCCGGCAUCCGGCCUUUCAGCUGCCUUGCCGGGACCUCGUAGUCCUGCUGCGCCAAGUCAGGAUGGGCCAAGACCAUCUGCUCCACCCGGAGUUUUGACGGGUGUCCUAAGGGCGGUGCAAACCUUGCCGGCGACCAUGGAGAAUCUUGUGGCGAGGUCUACAGGAGGACGCUCUGGUCCAGGAACGCCUGCCCAACAUGACAGUGUGGAGUACGCUUCGGUGAGAUCCUCGGCUGAGCGGGGAUUACCGCCUCCGCCGCCGGAACCUACGCCAUCUGAUCCUUUGUUCGACGUGCCUACUCUGGUGAGAAUGCAGCAGAUGCAGGAAGCUGCUCCGCUGCUCUAUCCAGCGGCCUCGCUGGAAUUUGCCGGACCAUGCAUGUCAGCGGAACCAGUGGAUCAGAGGGGUUUCUAUGAGCGAGAGGGUAUGAAGUCCCUCCACAACCGCCACAUGAGAAGUGCCCUGGAUCGUGCAUGUGUGGCCACGGCAGGACUGGAGGCUCCUCCGAUCGCUCAAGCACCGGAGGCGGCUCCCUCGCAGGGAGUGGUUAGCCUCCCUGAGCUGCCUCCACAUGGGCCAGAGUCUUGCUUGAGUUUUGCGGAUUGGUUGCACGCCUCGAAACCCGCGUUAGCCGACAUUUCGGAUACUUCGGAGUCUUUGUGGACCACGACCAUAGCAGAGGCCAAGGAGUGGUAUGCUAACUACUUGAUCGAGACUAUGAUAAUAGCGGCGUCGCCCCAGGCGAUAAAGGACGAGUUGAGUGCUUCCCGGGUUAGAGCCUUGAGCAAGCUGACCAAAACGGUCCUCCAACAGAACCCCGAAGUGGCGUUCCGUGUGAAUCUCGCGAGGGCGUCACUCCAAAUCGACCUGAAUCCGGACGACGAGAAGGCUGGCACAAAGUUGGAUGAAGCUAAGGGUAAGGGUAAGGGAGCCAAGGGUGACACGAAUCAGCAACAGAUCAAGAGCCUCCUAGCUGAUGCAGCCUGGAUACUCCAGCAGUCAAUGCCUACAUCGCAGUCCGCCGGGGCAGAGCCGGCGCCUACUGCAGCGGCUGUUCAGGGCACGCCAGUCACGCUGGCUUCCCUGAGUGCUCAGUUGGACCAACGGGUAGAUCAUUUCAGGCAACGAGUGCAGAAUUUGGAGUGUCAACUGAGCGCCUUUGAUCAGUGCCCAGAUCCUACGGGCGCGUUGCGCUCGCUUGUUGAUACUGGAACCCGUGUGGAUGCGCUUAGGGCGUUCCUCGCGCAGCCUUACUUGGAGGCACUGCCCGAUGAGGACCCUCUUGAAGCGGCUACCAUUGAAACGGGUAAGGAGGUUGGUGGCCCAGGGAAUGUAGUUGAGUUCUCCCAGGGUGCGCUAGGAGAUGAGUACUUGAGACCAACAGCCUUGAUCACCAAUCUGGAUCUAAGCUAUCUCUCCUUCCUUAUAUCUUCUCACCUGAACGGGCAGUCUGCCUGUUGUGAGCCUCCCACCACUGAUGCUCCUUCCGUGGAGGUUGAACCUCUGGAGAUGGAUUGGGAGGGCCAGGCAUUACGCAGGGCCUUUGAGGUAGAAAGUGAUCUUGAUUGUGAUGAUGAGGAGGAGGUUUUGGGUGAAGACUUGUGUGUCAAGGAGGUUGAAGCACCUUCUCGGGCGCCGGCCGAUGGUGAGGACCCUAAGCUCAACCCUAAGGAGCUAGGCAUAACAGGUGCAGAGCUUGAGGGAUGGAAGCAGCAUUUGCGUAACGGCCAUCUCCCUUACCUUUGGGAUUGCCGGCAAUGCGUGGAGGGUUCAGGGCUAGGCGUAUUUCACAAGCGAGUUCGUUUCCCAAAGUCAUUUGCGUUGUCGGUUGAUCUCUUCGGUCCGGUUCCGGUGUCAGAGGCAGGACGGGAUGAGGGGUGUGUCACCAGCAAGUCAAUCCUUCGCUACGGACUAGUUGGUGCCUUCCGUGUUCCGAGGUCGGUUGUCCAGUCAACGAGUGGACCAAGUGGGGUUGAGGAUCUGUUUAAAGGUGAGGUCCCUCAAGCACCCCUAGAAGGGGACGAACUUGCCGAGUACGAACCUUCAAACGCAAGCGAUGAGCUGUUCCCAGAACUCUUUGCUUCGAACCCGGAUGCCAUUCAGCAGACUCCCGAGGAGCGGGAACCAGUGCCAGAUGCUGAGGUCAAGUCGGCAGAGGCCCCUGAGGUGUCUGUAUGGGACUCUGGUGAUCUUCCGGAGGAUCCGGUUGAGCUGGCAGGUUUAAUCAAGGAGUUGAAUGAGCCGGUGGACCAGGUAGUCUUGAGAUACUUCAUUCCGCUACGCACUAAAUCCGGUGUUGAGGUUGCAGAAGCCCUCCAACGAAUGAUCUUGGGAAUCAACCAAAGGUUCCCAGUGCAGAGCAUCCAUCAUGAUCCCGGCACCGAAUUUGGGUCAGCAGCCCUUAGUAAGUGGUUAGCCAACCACGGGGUAAGAGUUCAGCAUUCCCUACCCACAGAUAAGAGAGCUAAUGGCCUGGCAGAAAGGACAGUAGGUUGGGUCAAGUCCCGCAUCCGUACGUUGCUGAAUGGCGCUGGCCUUUCGGUGGGAUGGUGGCCACUAGCUGCCCGCUGGGCUGUUGCCAAGCACAAUCAACAUCUCUUGGGUGAGGCUGAUCUACCGGCCUUUGGGCAGCGAGUGUUGCACCGUGUGAAACAGCCGGCAGACGGCACAAAGCAGUUAAUGGAGCGCUGGAUUGAAGCACAAUAUGCAGCUCCGCACCGUUCGAUCACGGAUGGACAUGUGUUGAUCAAUGCAGCGGGCAAUUUAGAGGAGGAUGCCGGGGAGCCCGUGGACGCUUUGGUAGAUGAAUCGGGGGAGGUGGCCCAUGAGCUUUUGAUUUCCCAGGAUUUGAGCCUGAAGGGAGUCCACAAGGUUUUGAGUGCCUUUGCCCAGGAGGAGGAGAGCACAGGAGACAGGAGAGGUAUCGCUGAGGGAAAAUACGUCCUUGGUGCGUACUGUCAUGGUGGCCUGAGAGGAGUCACUGGUUUGACCAAGAGGAAGCCUUGGACCACCAGGCUUUUGAACGCUGUGCUGGCUUCCCGUGUCAGUGCUUGUGAAGGGGUUAGACCCACAUGGUCAGCGUUGAUGUUGAUGCGUGCAGGGGAUGUGGAAGUGCACCGGGAUUGGAGGAAUGAAUGGGGCACACUAAACUUUGUCAUGCACGUUCCGGGAGAGGUUCAAUUAUGGGUCGAGCCCGAUGAGACUCGAGCCCUCACUGAGGUUCCUGUGGCUUUCAAUGCGCGCCGGCACCAUGCAGUGCGAAUGCACCAGAACUGGUUGAUAGUCGGUUACACCCCGUUAGGUACUGGGAAGCUUCAGCAGAGUAGUGUAGCGAUGUUGGAGGCGUAUGAGUUUCCCAUGCCGGAAACCACCAGUGCCCAACAGCAUGUACCUGGAGUUGAUGAUCGUGGGUAUAGGGUUCAGGCAUUGACCACGAGCUCCGAAGAUACGUCGGAGUCGAGUAUCGAGUCUGGUGAGCUGCAAAGACAGAUCGAGGCCACUAGGUUGCGCGAGCAAGUGCCAGACUCUGAUGGUGGGUCUUGUUCGUCCGCCGCGCAGGAUUCUCUGUCGGCUGAUUUGCAGCCGAGUGCCGACUCAUUGUUAAUCGGUUGGGACUUCAGUUCUGGAAACCCAGGUGAUAGACCGCAGGAGGCCCUCGAGAAUAUCGAUCUAGCUGACUACCUUACGGUCAGGGGUGCCCAUCAAGCGUAUCGCCAGCUGAGAGCGUUGGGAAUUGAGGUUCCAAACGACCUGCAAUUUCUGUUUGUCGAAGACCUGAUUGAGCACGGUAUCCCAGAGUGGCUGGCCACCAGAAUAAUGCAAGGGAUCCACCCACCCGGGACUAGGAGACCUGAUAAUCCCCAGAACUCUAGCCUAACUACAGGCGAGGUCCGAGUGUUCGAUAAGACCAAUAGGCAGAUUCCUUGGAUCUUUCAGAACCGGACGCUGGGAGUCAGGUGUCCAGGACCCCCGCUGCCCUCUCUAGGCAUUAAACAACCAGAUGCCCUUCGGAGGCUGUCGGACCCUAAGGAGGACACUCGCCCAGGACGCCGCUGGGAUGUCCCUGAGGAGACACCACGUGCAGAUCCAACAGAUUCACCCUCGCCACAGUUGGGUUUAGGCCCACCUUACGAUAACUCCGGGGAGCCAUCCUCGAACCCUGGUGUUCAAGUGAGGUCUGACUAUAACCACGUAAUGUACAUGCAAGAGAUGUGGGGAGAUGAAGAGUGGAUACCCAGCGUUGGAGCAGCAUCCAGUUCUCAGCCGUCGAGGCCAGUUCCUUCUGGAGCCCAGCUUCCUAGUCCAGAUCUAGGUGAUAAUGUAGUCCCGGAGGAGACUAGUGCAGAUCCGACAGAUUCAUCCUCGCCACAGUCGUCUGAAGAAUAUAGAUGUAUGGUAGUCCGUCCUUGUCUUUCCCCUAGCGAAGCUCGUAGCGGUCCUGAGUCGCCAAGUGAGAGUUUGAAGGCGAGACACCAGGGAGCCCAGGGCACUAGGUCAGUGAUCGGUGUUCCGACUGAGGACCCGUUGGGGAAUAUAGGUGCAGGUCAUCCCGCAGCACUGCCGGAUCCAAUGAUCAAUCGGGUCGAUGAGAGUGGAUUCACUCCAAAUGUGGAAGACCUGUUGUCCAAGUUGCAAGGUCCAUUGGAGGUGACGCACAACGUGGCACCCGCUGAAGUCCGGCAGAACUUGGCAGCUUGGCGCCCGGCAGCACAGGCAGAGUUGAGCACGUUUGAGACCAUGGGAGUCAUACGCAAGUUUUACGGAAGCGAAGCCCGUGCUAUCCUCAGAAGUUCGGACUACGAGGUCAUACCGGGGAAACCGGUAUGUACGGUGAAACCUGGUGCCCCUUACAAGAGAAAAUUUAGGAUUGUGUCAUGUGGGAACUAUGCGAAGACAACUGCCGAGUCCCAGCUUUACGCUGGUGGUGCCGGCGCAGAGUCCCUGAGGGCCCUACUUGCCCAUUCGGCCCGACGUGGUCGUAGGGCAUACGGGCUGGAUGUGAAGUCUGCUUUCCUUCUCGCAUCGAUUCCGGAAGGAGUGACGAAGCGCUAUGCAAUGCGGGCACCACGUCUGUUAGUCGAGCUUGAGCUGGCACGGGAGGACGAGGUGUGGAUUAUAGACAGGGCGUUGUAUGGAUUUAGAGAAAGUCCGCGCUGGUGGUCGUUGUUCAGAGACAGUUUUCUUGCAAAGGCAGAGUGGAAUACCCCAUUGGGGAAGGUCACUUUGGAGCAGUUUUCCUCUGAAAGCAACGUCUGGCGAAUGAGGCACGAGAGCGGCUUAUGCAUUGGACACCUGUUGGUCUAUGUGGACGACAUGUUGCUUCUGACAGAGCCAGAAGUGGCGCAGUCGUUCAUUGACUGGAUUAGGGAGUCUUGGGAAUGCACGGGAUUGAAGGAGGCGACAGCCACGGACCCGUUGCGCUUCCUGGGAGUGGACAUUUAUGCUGAGCUGAAUGAUACUGGUGACCUGAUAGGGUACAGCCUGGCUCAGGAGUCCUACAUUGCAGAGUUGUUGCGGAGCCAUGAUGUAAGGUCAAAUUCCCGUGCUACAGCGCCGGUACCCAAGGAAUGGGUGCGUGAACUUCCCCAGGAGGAGGAAUUCUCAGAGAAGGAGCUACGAGCAGCUCAGCGCAUUACAGGAGAGCUUCUCUGGGUGGCUCAGAGGUCCAGGGUGGACAUCAGCUACUGCGUGGGAAUGAUGGCAAGCUGGGUAGCUCGCUUCCCGAAGCAGGUUCUGAAGAUAGGACUUAGAACCUUAGAGUAUUUGGCAACCACGAAGUCUCAUAGACUUAUGUUGAUUCCAGGGAAGGCCGAUGGGCUUAGGAUCUACACGGACGCGUCAUUCGCGCCCCACGGAAGCCACUCCAUCAGCGGCAUAGCCCUUCUUUAUGAUGAGUGUUGCAUUGUUUGGAAGUCGAAGCGCCAAAGCAUCGUUACACUAAGCACAGCGGAAUCGGAGCUUGUGUCAGGUUGCGAAGGGGUUGUGCUAGCACAGUCUUUGGAAGCUUUAAUUUCUGAGCUUGAGGAGGGGCCUUGUGGCAAACAUCUGAUGAUUGAUAACACCGCAGCAGUAACGCUAGCAGGCGGUGAAGGGAGCCAGCGCACGCGACAUUUGCGAGUCCGAUCGUCCUUCAUUCGAGACAUGAUCGAACGAAGGGAAAUCGAGGUGUCGCACUGCCCCGGUGAUGUGCAGUUGGCUGACUGCUUAACUAAGGCCCUAAUGAAAACCCGCCUCGACGACCUGUGUAAGCUCUUGGGUUUAGGACCUCCUAACCCCAAUUCCACGCCAUCACAGGUGUCCCGAGUUGAGACGGACGCAUUACCUUCACAAGGACCCUUCGAGCCCUUCAGCGAGGCCUCGGGGCAAUUCUCCUCCAGGAGUGCCGUGCAAAGGAGUUUCGUGGGUAAUCAUAGAAUGGGGUUAUGGUUGUUAGGUAUGCUACUGUUGGUCCAGGCGGACGUCAAUGAGGCUGCACCAAGCGAUGAAUUUGAAGCAGAACCAUUGGGUCUAGAGCUCUCGCUUUUGGUGGUGUUGUUGGUUAUGUCGAUACUCUUUCUUUGGGAGUCAGGUAGGUACUGUGUACGAUCCUGCUGCAGGCAACGUGAGCCAGUAGCGGUGAGAAUGGUUCAUGCAGACCCUGACGUAGGAGAACAAGAACCCUCCACCGGAAGGGAACGUAGACAGGAGCAGGUUCGUAGAGUCAUUGCCCGUGAGUUGGAAGAGGAAGGUUUGAGGCAAAGGGGUAUAGGCAGUCGAGAGGUUGAAAGUCGUCAGCCCCCCCAUGCGGAAGCUUCCUAUGUUAGAGUGGAAGUGGAAACACGGCCUCAACUCCCUGCUUUGGAUUUGCCGCCACCGCCACCACCACUGCCUUCCAGCAGUUCGGUAUCCAUCCCGACCGAUACCACCUAUGGAUUUCAUGGACUUUCUGGAUUUCCGGCGGUUGAACCGCCACCGGCACCCUUUCCGGCCUUCUUAGAGACUCGAUCCUCUGUCCCGAAUAGUGGUUUAGAGAAAGAAGUCAAGACGGCUAAGGAUGCAUCUACGCAAACUACUUUUGAUCAAGGUUUCACAUUUAGUGAGUUGUGUGAGCUCCACGUGAUGACCACAGCAAGUAGAUCCCCAGGAGCACUACAUCUCUUCCGAUCCUGUCAAGCGCUUAGGAACACGACUUCAGUACAGGACAGGAUGAUAUGUCGCUAUUGCCUCCAGGCUUUGCGGGACGGAAGGGAUUGA
Messenger RNA from Symbiodinium sp. CCMP2592, 7575 nucleotides. The record is from the annotation of a GenBank genome assembly. Lineage: Eukaryota; Dinophyceae; Suessiales; Symbiodiniaceae.